AUGGGAUUGCCUGUUGACGACGGGCACACACAGCUCACAGAGGAUCAGAUAUGGGGUGAGCAUGGCGUGCUUCUCAGCAGAAUACCGCUGCCAUCGUUCACAGGAGUGUCCCUCGAGGGCAUAGUGAACCAGGUAGAGAGGCUUUGCUCGUUGCAGAAGAUGUGUGAGGGAGUUCUGAAGACAUUCAGCAAGCAGGAGACGGCUGGCGAUGCUGAGGAAAGUCGUGCCUACCGGAAGCUUAAGAACAUGAAAGAUGCGCUCAGGUGGGACGAGGAGUGUUUCAUGACGGACUCAAUUGAUAAGGCAAUUGCGCUUCUAGAGAAAGAAUGUGCACGGAUCAGCGAGAGAUUCAACGCAAUGCUUGAAGAGUUUAGUUAUGCCAAGGCAGAGUGCGAGAAGUUGCAAAGGCUUACAAGGGGGAGCCUGAGUGAAAUCAGCCUGAACAUCAUUGUUGAGAAUGACGAGCAUUAUGAGUUUCUAAAGGUGCUUUAUGUUGUGGUGUCGAAGGGAAGGAUGAAUGAAUUCAGAAGAAUGGUUGAUGAGUCGCCAUACAUUUCUGAGGAUGCAGUUGUAAGCAUAAGCAGCGACGAAGAUUAUUGCCUAUUCAAGCUUUAUGUGCUGCUGCACAACGAGGACGAAGUCCGGAGCGCAAUACACAUGGGUGGAUUUACAAUCAAGGAGCUGGACGAGGAAGGAACAUCGUGCACGCAGAUUACAAGGGAAAGGCGAGCUGCCGAAGAGAGAUACUCGUCAUCGGAGGGAUGCCUUAUAAGGUUUAUACAUGUGAAUCUUGAUGAUGCACUGAAGAUAUUAAUCCAUACAAAGCUGCUCAAGCUGUUUGUGGAGUCUGUGUAUAGAUACGGGCUUCCCACUGAGUAUGCAUUUUUUGUGGUGAGCGGGGAAAAGACAAAGAUUCUCAAACAGCUGGUGCCGAUCGCAAGAGGCUGGCCAUCAGAAAGAAUUGCAUACGACGAUGAAGGAGACAUUAAUGAUGAAGAGGAUGUCUUCUUUGCACUAGAAGAGCUCGAUAUCAACCGGAACGAUGACUAG
Molecule: messenger RNA, 1050 nt
Organism: Ordospora pajunii
Lineage: Eukaryota; Fungi; Microsporidia; Ordosporidae
Product: V-ATPase subunit C
Exons: 1
Coding region: 1-1050 (349 amino acids)
Biological process (GO): proton transmembrane transport
Cellular component (GO): vacuolar proton-transporting V-type ATPase, V1 domain
Molecular function (GO): proton-transporting ATPase activity, rotational mechanism
Source: RefSeq, a predicted model, not a curated record